UGUAUCGACUAUCGGUUUCAAAGUUUUUAAUUUUGUAACUAAUUCACAAAUUUGAAGCUGAAGCAUAUCUUAAUUGUAACUGUAGUUUUGUUUAAUUUUUUUUUAUUAUUUAAAAUUAGUUUAUACUAUAAUAUUGACUGCGUACUGGUCCGCACUAUCAGAUUAUCAAAAAAUUGUUAGAUUGUUWAGAGCUGUUGGAGUUUAAUAACACAAUUUGAAUUAACUUCUUCACUUAAAGAAAAAUGUAUACUUGAAUCCGUGCAGUCACUUGUUUUUUUAUUCUWAAAUUUUGUUAUUCAACCAACUGUUAUGAAUAAUGAUUCUGGUAUAAUWAGCUUUCAGCAUUGUAACAAUAAGAACAUAUACUGUAUAAACAUUCCAACUAAUUGUCCUAUUUGCAAAAUAUGCUUAAAAAAUUUGCAGAGCAUUCCAAUCAGAGUCCCUUAUCCUUUUGUAAGAGCAUCUCAGCAAUCAUGCUCUGUUGUUGUGAAACCAACUCGAGAGGAUUUUUUAAAUAAUUACCAGUUAAUGGAUGACUUGCAUAUUGGAGUGACAACGUCAAGAGGUACUGUUAUAUCAUAUGAUUGGAAUGGAGUAAAUGAAGAUACAGACAAAUGGCAAGAAUGUUUAGUUGUGUACCAACUGAAUCAACUGAAUGACCAUUGUGUUGGAACACAUUGGGAUACUAUAUUAAAAAAUAUAGUAAAAAAUGAGUGUUGGGACAGUGCUAGAUACAACGAAGAGGAUCACAAUUGUUUUUCGUUCAUAAUGGCUUUCAUAAAACAGUUCAACGGCUUCCAUUCGCCGGUACAUCAUGUUGAAACGAGAGAAGACUUUGCCGAAUUAUACGUAGCUCCAGCCACGUUAAAAGCUUAUAAAUACAUUUGUCUAUAUAGAAAAAUAACUGAAAAUGGUUUCUAUAUUUACAACCAACCUUCGAAUGAAAUAUUAUGUACAUAAUUAAAUUAUCAAGUAAUAAAAUGUCUA
This is a messenger RNA of Diuraphis noxia (Russian wheat aphid), 987 nucleotides long. Its product is annotated as MKRN2 opposite strand protein. The record is from RefSeq and is a predicted model, not a curated record. Lineage: Eukaryota; Metazoa; Arthropoda; Insecta; Hemiptera; Aphididae.